This is a messenger RNA of Peronospora belbahrii, 2304 nucleotides long. The record is from the annotation of a GenBank genome assembly. Lineage: Eukaryota; Oomycota; Peronosporomycetes; Peronosporales; Peronosporaceae.
AUGUACGGCUACGCAACAAUUAUCUUUGGUCAUCCAGACUUUGCUAGCUUCAUGCCAGCACUCUCGAAGCUUGUUAUGUUUUCCAGUGUUGUCCAUCAAACCAUGUUCACGCUUUUAAGCUCACUGCCUUUUGCCAUUGGACAAGUUCAAGAUGCAGGUCUGAUCUUCCUUAGUGCAAUGGCAACGUCCAUCUGUAACUCACUGGGUGAACAAGUGACGUUAGAGGCCAAGGUCACGACUACAGUUGUUACUAUCGGUAUGGCCACAGCGUCGUUAGGAGUGGUUCUCGUGCUGCUGGGAAAGUUCAAGCUCGCUGGACUAGUAUCGUAUCUGCCGAUGCCUGUGGUGGGUGGCUACUUGGCCUUUAUCGGACUUUUCUGCAUGUAUGCAGGGUUAUCAUUGUGUACAGGACUCGUGAUCAAUGACUUCACGUCUAUGAUGCAACUUUGGAACCCAUACUACAUGACUCUCUGCGUCCCGGGAGUUCUGGGAGGUGUAGUUCUACUGCUAGUGGCGCAGCGAUACGAAAACUCGUUUGCAUUACCUGCAACAAUUCUGCUCAUGCCAAUUCUAUUCUUUGUUGUGAUGGCGAUCUAUAGAAUUUCGCUCGAGGAUGCACGCGAGUACGGAUGGGUUGCACCUGCCUUGGACCCUGCUGGUUUUGUGCAGAUGUUUGAUCUGUUUGACUUCUCGCAAAUGCACUGGAACCAAGUCCCGGGGCAAUUCACGACAUGGCUCGGCAUGACAUUCGUUGUUGCUUUCUCGUCUUGUCUCGAUGUAGCAGCUAUUGAGAUGGAUAUGGGCAGCCAGCUCAAUAUUAAUCAUGAACUGAAGUCUGUUGGCUGGUCAAACUUUGUUAGCGGAUUGCUAGGCGGAUAUACUGGAUCGUAUAUUUUCUCGCAAACCAUCUUCACCUACCGCUCUAAGACCAACUCGCGUGCAGUGGGCGUAUGCGUCAUCAUUUCCGAAUUUGCCAUCGUGCUUGCACCGCUGUCCGUAAUGAGUUAUGUGCCGCGAUUCUUCUUCGCAGCCACGCUGAUCUUUAUCGCGAUCGACUUGAUGAUGGAGUGGCUUGUACACGUGUACCACAAGGUCUUACCGCGGGAAUACGUUGUAUUGUGGCUCUCUUUCAUUGCCAUUAACAUGGUAUCGCUCGAAUUGGGAAUGGUCCUUGGCAUUGGUUUUGCCAUCAUCAACUUCUUGUUAGGUUACGCUCAAGUUCGUGUAGUGAACCGUCGGUCUCGCUCCUCUGCUGCUGUGCGAAAACUUGCAGCUCGCACAUUACUCGGUCAGAAACGCGAUGCCAUUGUCUACUUGGAGCUGUAUGGCUACCUUUUCUUUGGUUCAUCGGUGCAAAUUGUGGAAGACGUGCAAAAGGCUGUACACAUUCGCAAGCGCCGAAACAUUGCCCAGCAGAAAUCGACUGGAAAAAAGGGUAGGAAACCACAUUACAUUGAUGACUCAGGCAUUCCUCUCACACCUGUAUCCAAGCGAGAUGUUCCCAUCGAGUGUCUGGACGGCAGCCCUGCGCCGCACCCCGAUGGCCUGCCUACUGAGUACGUCGUUAUGGAUUUUAGCCGCGUUUCUGGUAUGGACGCGACGGCUGCACGUAGUGCGUUUAUGAUAUUGCAGCAGCACUGCAAACGUCACAAUAUCACCGUUAUUUUUGCCGACGUUCUACCGGAGAUCCGCAGCCUAUUGCUCAAAAAUGAGAUUGUAGAUGAAGCAAACUUUUUUCUCAACGCCGAAUCGGCUUUGGAAUUCUGUGAAAAUCAGUUGCUGGAACAUGCAAACCAUACUCAAGAUCUCAAGCACCCUCAUGAGUCCAUGAGUGUGCUGCUGCACCGCUUUAUGGGUGAACCUGACGAAUCGCCAUUUUUCAGCGGUAUCGACCAGUUUUUCCGAAAAUACGAAGUGUCUGCAGGACACGAGUUCUACCGUGUGGCUUCUUUUCCCGAUCGUUUCUACUUUCUCGCCAGUGGACGUGUUGCGCUCUAUAUGAAUGACGACGGCAGUGUGGCUCCCGGAAAGCCUCUAACCCCUCUGGAAAACGUGAUUCCCGGUGCCAUGUUCGGCGAGGUCGACUUCUUUGGCCGUCAAUACCGAUACAUGGCGGCAACGGCGCUGGAACCAUGCAUUGUGUUUGAGAUGACCCGCCAGAGGUACGAGACGAUGGAAGAGUUGGCACCUAAACUCUGGAACCGUCUCCGUGAUGUUGUCAUGCAGUCCAUGGCGCUGUCAAUUACUAACACCACGUCCAUUAAUACUCUGAACAAUGUCAAUGGACAUCUCCCAGGACUUUAA